Olea europaea var. sylvestris is the source of this 639-nucleotide messenger RNA. RefSeq lists its product as uncharacterized. Lineage: Eukaryota; Viridiplantae; Streptophyta; Magnoliopsida; Lamiales; Oleaceae. The transcript is spliced from 4 exons. The coding region runs from base 1 to 639 and encodes 212 amino acids. The record is from RefSeq and is a predicted model, not a curated record.
AUGGCAGUUGCUUUGAUUGGCAGAGCACCAUCUAGUUUGCCAAGUAACACGAAAAUAAACUCAAAAAAACAUGCUAAGACAAUUACAACUCGAAGUGGAAUGCAACUACCUGAAAUACAUGUCAAAAGGUUGGGUGUAAACAGAGAAACAAGAUCUCUUGCAGUAGAAGAGACUAUGGAGCAUAAUGAGCAAAUAAAGGAAUCUACUCCAACGGAAGGCUCAGAAGUUUCACAUAAGCAUCCCAUUUGCCGAAACUCUAGUCUAGUGCCUAGCUACGCAAAGUUCUUGAAAGACAUCUUAUCAAAUACACCUAAGCUAGGGAAACAUGAGACGAUCAUGCUAACUGAGGAAAGUAGAGCCAAAAUCCAGAAUAAGCUUUCACCAAAAUUGAAAGAUCCAGGGAGUUUAACUGUCCUUUGCACUAGUGGUGAAGAAACUCAGAUAAGGAAAGGCCAAGGGAUAAUUAUAGACGCAUUGAUCAAAGUGGAGAAAUUCAUAUUCCUUAAUGACUUUUUCAUUUUGGAUAUGGAAGAAGACAAUGACAUUCCAUUGAUAUUGGACAGACCAUUCUUGGCCACCGGAAGGGCUCUGAUUGAUGUUCAUGAAAGACACAUGAUUCUGAGAUUGGGAGAAGAGUAG